AUGCCACUAUCAAGCCAAGGGAAGGCCUGGAUCGAAGUCUUUGACUCUGAUGUCGCAUGCAUCAUCGACGUUCUGUGCCUUGGCGAGAUGGGAAGAUCUUGCGAGUCUCGCAGCCACAAUCGCGCUUUCAGGAUGCUGAUUAACGUCAGCAUGACGAUGGUGGUCGCUCCUUUGACGUUCCUGUGGGACGGCCGCUGGCAAGAUCCAUCCUCCGUUCCAGGAGGCACCGAUACCUUAUCAAUGGACGUUUGCUUGGACUUUCUGUAUGCCAUAUACCUCCUGCUUAUGCUGGAAAUGUCCUACUUGCAUCCGGAGCAGAGAACAGAGAUCGUCACAAGCCGAAAGAUCCGGCGCUGGCGGCUGUGGUCCCCGAUUUACUGGCUGAAGUGGCUGAGUGUGACGGUCCACGUCUGGGCAGCAGCCCUUGGCUGGCCAUUGUUCAUCAACACCUUGAAGGUUGUUCGGGGCGGAGUUUUUAUUGAAUUGCCCGAUUCUCUCUGGCGCCUACGUGACAGCAGUGAAGUGCGGCUUACCAAGCCGAUCAUUCUGCUGAUCGGUGUCUCACAUUGGGUGGCAUGCUUGCUUUUUUGUUUCGGCGGAUUCUUGGAGAAUCUACAGCAGUUCGGGCCAGAAGCAUCCGAAACCACUUUCCGAGGAGAGGUGAUUGAUGGCAAAGUGUCAUCCUAUGUCGUUGCUUAUGUGGAGGCGAUCUACAUGCUGACUGGAGCUUUGGAUGGGCCGACAGGAGACGGGGCAAGAGAAGGGCAUUUCGGAGCGCUCAUCAUCGUGGUAAUCUUUGCUCCCAUUGGCCAGCUAGUUGUCUCGCUGUUUAUCGCGGCCAUCGUCCAGGAGCAAGAUCUCAAGAACGCGCUUGACAAGCGCCACAACGAGAACAAGGCUUUUAUGCAGCGAGCGGUGCAGACUCUUGGCAUUCCCAAGGAAUUGCAGAGGCGAGUCUUCAGCAUGCACUAUUUUCAGAAGAUGAGCCACGACAUUGAGGCCUUUCAGAUCCUUUUCGAUGGGAAAAACUUGAGCGGGGCCCUCUCCUCCGCGUUGAAGAUCUACCUCUACAAAGAAAGCGUCCUCAACUGCGCAUAUUUACGAGACAAGGAUCCAAACUACAUCAUCGAGGUGGUGAAGAUCCUGCAUGACGUUGUCUGCCUCCCGGGUGAAUAUAUUGCCCGCCGCGGUGAGAUCGCUCACCAAAUGUUUUUUAUCGCGCGCGGAACUCUUUCGGUGCUUGUACCCGAUGUGGACCAUCCGAACGAUGUGUCCUAUGCGAAAGCCGUUCGGCAGCUCAAGCUCUCCGACUACUUUGGCGAGGUUGCCCUGAUUAAGGAUUGCGUACGGACAGCUUGGAUUCGCGCGGACUCCUACGCGCUGCUCUCGUCGCUCUCCCGCUUCGACAUCGAGCCGGUUUGGAAGUAUUUCCCGGACUACAAAGACGAGUUGUCGGAACAGGUCAGCCAGGUUGCUGCCAAGGACAAGAAGAGGAAUGCCCAGAAUCGCUGGAAAAAUGUGGGGCUCGGUGAGAAGCGCAAGAAGCUGAUGGAAUACAAGGCUAAGGUACAAGCAGAGGCAGAAGCACCCUCCUCCAGAAAAACUGCAAGGGGAUCCAUCUUAGCAGCUUCAAUCCAUGACGAGCCUGACGACCAAGCAGUGCUGGAGUCCGGGGACUCGGCAGCUCUCAACUCACAGGAACCAGCAGAUGAGACCACCAAAAUGCUGACAGAACUUCUGCAGCGCCAAACAGGUCUGGAAAAGAAGUUUGAGGAACAGGGCCGCACCAUUGCCCAGAUCUUGGAAGCACUGCAGAGUCGCCCUGGCGAUUUGCCGCCCUUGCCGCCGCCCCCGACUCCGCCACCGAAGAAGGUGGUCAGAAAACUGAAGGUCAAGAGGGCUGCCGGCGCGGGGAUGCCAGAAGAGGCGGAAGAGCAACGUCCAGACAGCGUAGAUGUAGAUGACCCCGAAGCAGAGCCCUUGCUUGGGGAAGGUUCCAGCAUUGGGCCUGAUGCCGAAGAGGCUGCGUAG
Messenger RNA from Symbiodinium pilosum, 2031 nucleotides. Lineage: Eukaryota; Dinophyceae; Suessiales; Symbiodiniaceae. The record is from the annotation of a GenBank genome assembly.